Messenger RNA from Letharia lupina, 786 nucleotides. RefSeq lists its product as uncharacterized. The record is from RefSeq and is a predicted model, not a curated record. The transcript is spliced from 3 exons. NCBI's taxonomy places the organism in Eukaryota, Fungi, Ascomycota, Lecanoromycetes, Lecanorales, Parmeliaceae. Bases 1 to 786 code for a protein of 261 amino acids.
AUGUUCCGAUCGGUUAUAACCUCUACAAUUACACUCAAACGAAGCAUGAAUCGCACGAAGCGGUCGGCUUCUGCGGGCCAAUUUCUCGUCCUUCAAAAAUCCUUCGUUGUCCAUCGUAAAUUUCCACGACAUACGAGUAACCCUGAGCAAAAGAAACUGAAGAUGAAGUUGUCCCUUCGCUCCUCCCUCGAAGCUGUGCUUAUCUCAUACACACCAAAAAACUCCUCAUAUCGAGUGGAACACCUCGCUGCUAACCCACUGGACGCGCGAUCCGACCGAAUCGUGCCUGGUUUCAUAUUACCUGCCGCGAAAUCGACAGAGCCAAGUCCGAAUCCGACUCCACCUCCACCACCUGCUACCGUUACAAUCACGAGCAUCAGCACCAGCACCAGCCUGAUCACCACUACCGUCGAUGUAACCGUGAACGCAACCUACUACGUCACCGACACUGAGACUUUCACCACGGCGAUUCCGACCACAUCAUUGACAACAAGCGUUACGAAUAGUACCGUGACCAUCACCCCAACACGAGCAGGACCAACACACGCAUCUAGUAUGUCAGCGGUACCAGAUGCGAAGAAGCCUGUGUCAGCGUCAGGAGUGCUGGCAAUCAUCUCCGGGGUCACGAAUCUCGCGCUGCUACUGGCGAUGUUUUUCCUUGUACGGAGGUUCUACAGGAUGUACCGCCAGGAGCGGGUCCUGCGCAAGCAGAUGCAGACCGAGGGAGUAGAGCUGAAGCAGGCGGGGGCGAAAGAUGAUGAGUGGUGGGUGACGGCGCAGCAGUAA